Molecule: messenger RNA, 22287 nt
Organism: Neodiprion fabricii
Lineage: Eukaryota; Metazoa; Arthropoda; Insecta; Hymenoptera; Diprionidae
Product: protein split ends-like
Exons: 18
Coding region: 1426-17409 (5327 amino acids)
Molecular function (GO): protein binding; RNA binding
Source: RefSeq, a predicted model, not a curated record
CUCCGAGUAGUGUAGUGCAGUGCGAAGGAGCAAAGUCGGCUCCGUCCAUGUACAUGCCCAAGUGAACAAAUCGUACGUAUCACAUACACACAAGUAAUAAACCGCAUACCCCUAAUUAUAAACUUAUAAACAUAGAUAGAUCGAGAUCGUUUUAUCACGUUGUCGCUGCAUUACCGCACGAGUACAAAACGAUCACCUAUCCUCCCCCAACCCCAUCUCCGCAACCCCCCCCCUCCUCUCCAUCCAACUCUUAGCCAACUUGUUUAACAAUCGACAACAGUGUAAUAACAAAUAGUAUAUACCAAUAUAUAUAUAUAUAUAUAUAUGUAUAUAUAUAUUUACAUGUAUACGCAUAUGCAUAUAUAGUAUCUCUACGGUCAGUGUGAGGUGUGAACUUCUGUAACCGCCGUCAUGAGUUAAAGCAUUACAGCCUAGUGUGUAAUCGAUCGAAAUCAAUCACUUGAAAGGUUAAAUGUAAGGUAUAUAAUAAUAAUAAUAACAAUAAUAUUAAUACUAAUAAUAAUUAAUAAUCAAUGAUAUCGGUAUAAAUAUAACACCGUAUGUACGUAGGUGAAAAAAAGAAAAUAACUGAGAUGACGGUAUAGAAGUUAUACCUGCGUAGGGAUCGCCGCGUCGGUCGUCGAUUUUAAAUUCAGUGCCGAAAGUAUAACAAUGAUAAUAAUAAUAAUAAUCUAAAUAACGAUAAUAAUCGCAUAAAUGUAUAAUUAACAACCGUGUGGUACACCCUAUGUGUAACGGAAAGAAGUAUAAAUCGCGAGUGAAAUAAAUAAUAAUCGUCGGAGAAUGGAUAAGUGUGGUAGUAGUGGGUGGUGUGAUGUGUGAUUAGCGGGUAGAUAGAUAGUGUGUACGAUGUGGUGUCUAGCAACAGCCUAUGCUAGUGGUGUCUCCUCCUCAGACCCGUCGCGGUUUUAUCACGAGCAUCUGAUCCCUCAGCGUUGUUGCUACAACCCUCGUCGCUGUGCGUGGGGCCGUAAGCAUCUCCUUGCCAUGAGCAUCCAGAGUGACUAGUGACCGCGCGUUGUGUGAUGAUCGUUGAUCCGCUACUCGUUCGUCCUCCCGCAAUACCGGUUGUUCAUGUUAAUGUUGUUGUUGGUUUAUUGUGCGUUUACGGCGGUAAUGUCGCAACGUAAAUAGAAGGAGAGGAUAAGUGUUACUAAAGAAAUAGUUUUUGGUAUCACUUGUUUUGUUCUCAGUGGAUAUAAGAGAAGCGAAUAGCCGCUAGAUCUAGAUAUCGCCGAUAGUUUGGCUGUGGCUGGCUGGCUGGCUGGUUUUGUUACGCUGGCCUCCGAUACUAGUUCCUUGUUGGUGCAGAGUGCGCGAGAUCGGGCGAGAGUUGUGUGUCGUUGUACAGUGUCGCCAAACGAUACCACAACAUCCGAUCCCAAAUGAAGAGUUCGGAGCAAAAUGGUUAGAGAGACACGACACCUGUGGGUUGGAAAUCUGCCGGAAAACAUCCGAGAGGAUCGCAUAAGAGAGCACUUCAAACGGUAUGGACGCGUACAAAGCGUCAAGCUGCUGCCACGGGGAGAAGAAUGCCCCGUCGAUGGGAGCUCCGGCGGUGAGGGGAGCGAGGGCGGGGGCGUCGGUGUCGGCGGCGUCGGCGUCGGGAGCGUCGGGUCGACGGGCACCGGGGGUGCCUCAGCGACGGUCGCGUUCAUGGACAUUAAAUCCGCUGCGAAGGCUCACGCCACCGAGCACACCCUGGACGAAAGAGCCCUCACAACACAGUACUACGAGCCACAGCAUCUUCAGCAUAGGUUUCCCCCCCACGGAAGUUCGGAGGAUCAUGGAACCGGCGGUGGUAGCGCUGGAGGUCCAACGGAAGUGUUCGAGCCACGUGGAUCCCACGUGGGUUUCUACACGAGCGAGAGAGGGAAUCGCGUCGGCGGCGGCGGCGGUAUGCCUGAAUCUGCCGGCGAUCCCGGAGGCUACAUUCCUCGCGGUCGACCUCCCCCAGUCAGCGGUUACCACGUGACGUCAGCCAGGGCGAGGGAUCGGCUAUAUCCGCGAACGGGCCCUUACGCAGCCGGCCCACCACCUCCACAUAUAGAACGUCAUCGCAGUAGCCUAGCACCCUCGUCCUGGUCCUCGUAUGAGUCUGCGACAUCUCGGUACACCUCGGCGCCGCCCCCACCGUCGCCGGCGACCACGGACGCCUACGAAGAGCCGAGCGGCGGUAGAACCCAGCACAAAAAACAGCGGCGAAAAUCACGAAGCGGUAGCAGCUCGCCGAGCGGCUCGAGCCGAUCCGGGAGCAGCAGUAGCAGCCGAAGUGGCAGUUCCGGUGGUAGCAGUUCCGCCGGAAGCAGUUCCCCGAGCAGUUCACCUCAUCGCGGCAGCAACGCCGUUACGGAAGACCGGAGGCCGCUCGCUAUAUGCGUACGCAAUCUGCCGGCAAGGAGCAGUGAUACCUCAUUGAAGGAUGGACUUUUUCACGAGUAUAAAAAACACGGUAAAGUGACGUGGGUUAAAGUGGUCGGUGCUGCCGGUGAUCGUUACGCGUUGGUAUGCUUUAAAAAACCCGAGGAUGUCGAGAAGGCGCUUGAGGUGUCUCACGACAAGCUUUUCUUUGGCUGUAAAAUCGAGGUCGGACCCUAUCAGGGUUACGACGUCGAGGACAAUGAGUUCAGGCCGUAUGAGGCUGAACUCGACGAGUAUCAUCCUAAGGCUACGCGGACAUUGUUUAUUGGAAAUUUGGAGAAGGAAGUGACGGCCUCUGAACUGAGGAAACAUUUCGAACCAUUUGGAGAGAUAAUUGAAAUCGACAUAAAGAAGCAGGGUGCCGUAUCAAGUUAUGCCUUCUGUCAGUACUCGGACAUCAGCAGUGUCGUAAAAGCUAUGAGGACUAUGGACGGGGAACAUCUUGGUGCGAAUCGCAUAAAACUCGGUUUCGGCAAAUCCAUGCCCACCUCCUGCGUUUGGGUAGACGGGAUUGGAGAGUGUAUGUCGGAAAAAUAUAUAAACAUGCAGUUUCAUCAAUUUGGACCAAUAACGCAGGUGGCAGUAGACCGGGAACGCGGUCAUGCGCUAGUCUUUUUCGAGCAAAUUAGCUGCGCCCAAAACGCCGUCAAAGAGAUGAGGGGUAUCGCGCUUCGUGGACGUCGACUUCAGGUCGAUUUUGCAUCUAGGGAAUGCCAAGAGGCAUUUUACGAACAUCUGGAACGACAGGGAAUUGCCGGCGAAAGACCUUGGGACACGAGGCCUGCUACCGCGGCAGCUUUUGAACCAACGAGAGAACGCAGCUUCGAGUCAGCAGUGACGGUUCCAAAUGCGGGUAGCAGGUUUACCCGCUACGAAACUCCACCUAGAGCACGGACGGCGAGUUACACUCGGACUCCUGGUGGCAGUAGUACACCAGGAGCGAGUCCUGCCCAUCCAACAGCAGUCUCGCGAAGUACGCGACGCUACCAAACCGAUCCGUAUUACGAGGGAGAUUACACGGACCCAAACCCCAGGAGGUUUCGAAGCUACGACGAAUUCAGCCAAGGCAGUGGCGCCAGUCAUGAUGAUUACGAGGCCAGUUCAAUCGGCGACACAAAACUACCCGAUGAAGAUUGUCCGCCGCCGCGUCGUCAUACCGUACAAAGUGUCGUGACAAGUGUCGAUCCACCCAUACCACCCCCACCGUUACUCCCUCCCCCGGAUAUACGGCAUCUCCAAAAGGAGCGAGUACACCUUUUGGAACAGCUCGAGGAGUGUCACAGCAGUGGCGACGAGAGUUUCACACCUAAGAAGCGAAUGAAGCUCGAUAACGCUGUGAUGUGCGAGGACGACGAACCUGAGCUGGCCUGUCUUUUGGUCACUUCUCAUUCCGGUAGAAAAGGAUUGGACGUGAGAAGGGUCAGCGAGAGCAAAACCCUCGUACACCAUGGAACGCGUCGGGGUAGCUGCGAGGGAAGGGGACCGGGACCUUGCAAGCGGCGGAGGGAUACCGGGAGACACCACGAGCAUCAUGACGGUUCGAGACCAGGAACGCCACUCGUGGACGAGAGACCGGAAAAUUUGGUUCCCUGCGAACCGCGGACGUAUCGAGAAAGAACUCACGAUAGACCCAUGUCGUUACCUUUGCCCAGGUUUGCUGCCGAACUGAUGAACAAUAACAAUAACAGCAGCAGUCGUGCUUCCACGGUGCCACCCGCAAAGGUGGCUAGUCCUCCCGUACUUCUACCAUCAACUAGUCCCAGGGCGCCACCUCAGCCACCAGCGUCUCCACCUCCGAGGUAUCUGAGCUCAAGUCCUACGAGUUCGGAUAGCGAGACAGCGCCGCAAUCCCCUAGUCUGGAAGAGAGAAUUCGUUCGCUCGAUGAAAAGUACGAGAAAUGGUCUGGUUCUAGGGCAUUGAGUGCCGCCGGUGGCGACGCGCUCGCCAAACUCGAUACCACGUUGGAGAGGUUCAGGUUUCGUCACAAACUACUUGACCUUGAGCUACACGAAGUACAGCCAUCUGACAUUGUGAAGUCUGUGCUCGCCAAGAGGAGCGUAUUCGACGAGGACUCGAAAAGACUAGAGAACUUCAACGAAAAGUAUGAACCGAGAGAAUUCACUGGUGUUAGUGGUGUUGGUUCAAUGAUGGGUGGAGGAAGCCUGAUCGGAAAUGCGGGGAAAGUUGGUCUCCAGUACCCCUUUCCGAGUCAUCCGCCUGUUCAACCUACAACCACGGUGACGACCCUUGUUAGCACUACCUCGUCCACGUUAACGGUGUCUCCAUCCCAAAAGACUGAUUCAAGAACAGCCAUUCAUAACUGUGUGCAUCCCCCAACCCCCACAACCCCAAUUACCCCUAGUGUAGCUGUAAAAACAGUAAGCCCCGAACUACCGCCAGUUUCGGUGACAGUGGGUGUAACUAGUGUAAGCGCAGUAAACAGUAACAGCAGUGUAUCUGUGAGUAGUCUUAGCAGCAACAGUAGUAUAAGUAGCGUAGUUAUCGCACCUAGCAUCGCAGCACCCCGAACUGGAAACUCAAGUUUAUGCACGAGUCCGGCGGUUGUUACCUUGGUCACGGCCACGACGACCUGUCAAAUUUCCUCGACUGUAAGUAGUCAGGCGGAAACGCCGCGAGCACGAUUACGGAAAGACGGUGGAAACUGUCGAGAUAGUCGUGACUCCAGAGACAGCAGAGAUAGUCGAGACAGUAAGGACAGCCGGGACAGCAGAGAUUCCAGGCACAGUAAGAGCAAGGAAACGUCGAGAAGAUCUCGUAAAGAUGCGGCUAGCGCGGAGAGAAGAAGGGAGAAGGACGAGAAAGAAGAUAGAUUGCAUUCUUCCAGCAAUAAUGAAACUGAACAACAGGACAACCAUGGCAGAGACGUCAAAGAGAACAAAGAAAACAAACAUGAUCGAAGAGACAGAGAUGAUAAGGAUAGAAGGGAGAGGGAGGAGCGAGAAAAACAACAAGAGAAAAAGGACAAGGAAGACAAAGAAAGCCAAGAGCGUAAAGAACGAGAGGAGAGAGAAAAACGGGAAAGAGAAGAGGAGAGGUGGGAAAAGGAGCGGCAAGAGAGAAGUGACCGGGAAGAAAAAGAGAGGAGAGAUAGAGAGAAUAAGGAAAAAGAAGAAAGUGAACGGAAAGAAAGGGAGGAAAAAGAAUCAAGGGAACGAGAGAGGAGAGAGAGAGAAGAAAAAGAGAGGCGGGAAAAAGAAGAACGAAAAGAGAGGGAAGAUAAAGAAAGACGGGAUAAGGAGAGAUUAGACAAGGAGAUGCGGGAACGUGAAGAAAAAGACAGGCAGGAGCGAGAGCGGAAAGAGAAUGAACGAUUGGAAAAGGAUAGACAAGACAAGGAACGCCUUAGAAAGGAGAAAGAAGAACAGGAAAGACGAGAAAAAGAAGAACGAGAACGAUUGGAGAAAGAUCGGAAGCGAGAACGGGAAGAAAAAGAGCGAUUAGAAAAGGAAAGGAGGCGGGACCGAGAGGAAAAAGAAAGACGAGAGCGGGACGAGAAGGAAAGGCUAGAACGAGAGCGACGAAAGGAGAAGGAAGAAAGAGAACGACUUGACAAGGAAAGGCGUGAAAAGGAAGAGAAAGAGAAGAUCGAUAAGGAAAAGCAUGAAAGAGAAAAGCGAAAGGAACGUGAGGAGAGAGAAAGGCGUGAGAAAGAAGAUCAGGAAAGGCGAGAGAAGGAAAAAAUGGACAGAGAAAAACGCCGGGAACGAGAAGAUAAAGAAAAACGGGAACGCGAAGAUAGAAGGCAGGUAACUGAAAAUCAUUACAUGCCAUCGCAAUUGCAAGCAUCUCCGGCUCCCGUUAAUACGAAACGGCGCGGAUCUUCGCAAGAUGUUCCUGAAGAUGAGUCCAAACGAAUGAGGAUAUCGGAGCAUAGACGAGAUAGCAAGGACAGGCCACGGCAAAAUCGAAAAUCCGAAGACAGGAAGCAUCGGAACGAGCAUAGAAUAAAUAGAGAAAGCAGAGAAGGUCGUGAAAAUCGAGAGCCAACCAUACAGCCAGAUAUGAGAGACAUCAGAGAUUCGAGAGAAAGUAGAGAUAAUCGUGAAAUCCGGGAGAAUCGAGAUAAUAGAGAUAAUAGAGAAAAUAGAGAAAAUAGAGAAAAUAGAGAAAAUAGAGAAAAUAGAGAAAAUAGAGAAAAUAGAGAAAAUAAAGAUAAUAGAGAUAAUAGAGAUAACAGAGAUAUUAGAGAUAUUAGAGACAAUAGAGAUAAUAGAGAUAAUAGAGAUAUCAGAGAAAACAGAGAAAACAGAGACAAUAGAGAUAGUCAAACACGCGAUUCUUCUCAUUGUGAAUUGCCGAAGGAACAGAACCGUGAGUCUCGCGAAAGUCGUGAUGGAAAGGAGAAACAACGUAAGAAGAGUCGUUCUGAACGUACUGAAAAGGAGAUCAGGGAGAGGAGUCCUCGUGUCUCACAUGAGCCUGAUAAAGAAUUUUUGAACAGAUUAGAACUAUCAAGGAGAAGUGAACCAAAUGAUCAAUCAGCUGCUCAUCAUGGAAGAGACAGCCAAUCUAUGCUGGCGAUGCACAGUGACGUUGACAAUGGUAUUCUUUCGACACCAGAAAUGCAAAGAAUGAGACAUACUUCUGCUACUGACACAGACAGUGACGAACCAAAGAAACAUUCAAUAUUUGAUAUAAUUGACGAUGAACCAGCUUACAUCAGUAUGUAUGACAAAGUGAAGGCACGCUCUACAAAGAACAUGCAAAAAUUAGAAGAAGAAAAAAGGCAGGUACGUCUCAAAGAUAAAUUCUCACAAUUAAAACAGAGUCGAGCGAGGCGCGAGGAAAAGAAACAAAGUACGUCUUGGGACGGUGACUCCGCGAGUAGUAAAGCGAUGACUGAAGAUGAUGGCACCUCGGAAUCAGAUUCAGCUCGGGCAAAAUCAUUGUCAAGAAAGGGAUCACGAUCUCGUAUUCACUCGGAUACCAGUGAGGAAGAGGAAUCCUUGACCAAAGUACAUAAAGUUAAAACGGAACCCUUUUCCGAAAGUGACGUAGACCUCGGUUUUGCUGAUACUGAGGAAAAGCACAAUCCGCUCAAAUCUUCGGGUCUUCUCAAUAGCAAUACUAUCAAAGAUGAGCCGAGAACGUCGGAUGAAGAAGAAAGAGUUCCUGUAUCAUUUCACAUGAAUCAUCCAGUUAAUAAUCAUGAGAGAGAAUCACGGAAAAAAUCACAUAAGAAGAAACAAAAACGCCAGAAAAAUUCUAUAUCUAGUGAAGAAGGGUCAAAAAUGGACGCCUCUGAGAAUAUUAAUCACAAAAGUAAAUCAAACCCUGCAACAACUGACAUUAUCAUUAAGACGGGGCCCACAGUUGAAAACUCUGAAGACAGAAUGCAUGCUGACAAGAAACAACGUAAUAAAAAAGAAAAGCGUAGAGAACGCAAUGGUGAAGACAAAGCUAAGGCUAGACGAAAAAGACUCAAUAGGCAAGAGGCUAGAGAUACACAAAGAAUGGAAGAUAUAUUCGGCCCUCUAUCGGAGGAGGAUGAUCUUCCCAAUCGGUUUUUCAACAGGCUCAAUAAUCUUCCAGUUCAAAAUACGUAUGGUUCCGACAGUGAUGGUAUACACAGCCCAAUUUUAGAAGUAGAACGAGAAAAAAGAAAAAAAGAGAAGAAACGACGGCACCAAACAGAAGAUGAAAACAGCGUUGAUCUGGCUGAAGCAGGAAGAGAAAUUGAAGCUAAACUACUAGGUCUGCCGAGUUCUCCGAAACCAUCUGUUGGAGAACACCAUGAUCACGAUGUAUUUAGAUUCACAGAUGACAAUGAUAGUAUUGAACCAUCUACUCCAAAUACAGUUCUAGAAAAAGUUAAAGAAAAGAAAAAGAAACGGAAGAAGUCCAAAGAAGAGCGUGGUCGAAAGGAAUAUCAUCACCAUCAUCAUCACGAUAAAACUGGAAACUUGCCACACCUUGGUGCAGAUCCAAGCCCACCACGAGCCAGUAGUCCAUUGAUAGCAAAAAUGGUAUCACCAACUUCGUCAGCAUCUAGGGAAACACUCUUGAGCCCUAUACCUAAAGUCUCGUCAAGCGUACCUGCCAUCAAACCUCCAACCCCACUGCCUGCACAUAUAAACAAACUGGAAAAGAAGAAAGACAAAUUGAUCCCAGGUUUUGGUACUGAUAUCGAUGAGACAAUCCAUGAAAAUGCAGUCAAAAGUAUAUCUGAGCCUGAAGAAAGAGAGAAUGGAAAACAAUCGUGUGGCAGAGAUGACUCUGAGACUGUGGUUCCAUCACCACCACCGCCGCAAGUUGAGGACAAGCCUCGUGUGGUUAUUUCACAAGAAGAAACUGAAGACGCAGUGGCUGCUUUGCUUGAAGAAACAUUUGGCGGUUCGACGGAAGAUUUCUCGUACGAAGGUGAAGAAGAAGCUGAAGCUGAUAAUACUAACGAACCAGCCACAGAUGCCCCCCAGGAAGAUGUCGAAGAGAUGCAACAAGCUGUUGAGAGUUUGAAUGCGUCCACCGAAGCAGAAACGGACUUGAAACCAGAUACACCUCAAAGUGAACAUGACUUGCAAAUCGAUACAGAUACAGAGGAAGAUCUUAGUUACGAAUCAUUUGAUCUAUCACAGCCACCAAAGACUCCUGAUAUACCCUCAUUUUAUAAAUCUCCUGCAAAAACGGAACUCGCAGAAAAACCAAUUGACAAUCAUUUGAACACACCUCCUGCCAAGGCCUCAAGCCCCUCAGCAUGUGUUUUACCACACUCAUGGAACUUGAGUGAUCAUAAACCUCGGAUUGUAAAGCCUGCGGUUGAAGCAGAGCCUGCCAAAGAAGCUCCACUUCGGACAUCGACACCUCCUUCUCAAUACAAACCAUCAUUGCUCAGUCCAACGAGUCUUCCGAUGUUACCUGACACGUUGAGAUUACCAUCUAACAGUCCUCGGCCCUUCGCAACUCAGUCUUCUCAUCAAAGACUGCCAAUGUCACCUCAAUCUCAAUUAGGUCCAUUACGACAAUCUUGUCCAAGGACACAGAAUUCUGCAACACCUGGAACAGUAAGAACACCUGGUCUUACGCCUCUACCACCAUUGGUACCUUCGAGGAUUCCUCCGCUGGUGCCAGCUCAGCAUUCUCCAAGAGUCCCACAGCAGAUAUCUCUCAAUGGUCAAUGGUGUCGUCCUUCAAUGCCAUACAUACAAAAUGUAAACAAGACAUCACCACCUCCGCCCCCGCCUCCGCUACCACCACCACCAUUGCCUCCACCACCAGCGAGAUUGCCCGUCAGUGUGCCAAUUGCAGCUCACCGACCGGAUACGCCUGCUCAGCAAAUAUACUCAACAGCUGCUAGCCAACAACCAGUUAUACAACAUACACCUGGUGCGAGAGCCUUGGUACCGAGUCACCCUUGUGGCGGAUUACCUCCACUUACUUUGAAUAUACCACCUCGACCUUAUAUGCCAAUUCCAUCUCUUGCAUCAAGUUCAAUCAAAAAUCCACGAGAUGCUGAGUCUAUGAAUAAAUCCGUCAUUGAGACUCUGUUACCAGUUAAUCCGAAUGCACCUCAACGUAUGGUGGAGCCGAAAUUAUCGCCAGCUGUUAUACCAGAACCUCCAAGUAAAGCCUCUACGUCGCCAAAAGUUCCAUCACCAAAUCAGCCACCAACAUAUAUACCAGAAACAGCGAAAAUUGAGAUUAAUGCUAGUACUUCUAGUCCCGGGUUUGGAAAAACUAUUGGCACUGAAGACUGCUUACUCUCGCCCAAGCAGCAUAAACCAACUGUAAUCACGGACAACACUAUGCUAUCGCCAAGACAGAAGCAGGAACCACCAACCAUGCAAUUACUGACAACUCAUAUACCACGAACAUCUACACCGAGUCCAGUUAUUGUCGCUCAUAGUCAGCAACAUAUCUCUCCUAAAUCUGUGCUCAACAUAGGACAACCAAUAGUCUCUGUAAACCAGUCUCUGGCAAAAACCGUUGUACCAGUAAUUUCGCAAGCACCUUCAAAAUCUCAAACGUCUACUGCGACACCAAAGUGUGGAUUAAUAAUGACUCAAUCAACUAUCCAGCAGCAGACUGUGAAUAAUCAAAGACCACCUAUUUCUCAAGGGCUAUUGCAUACUAAACCUCAUAUGCCAAUUGUUUCGAGUUCUCAGCAAACUGUUGUAACACAGGUGACGACAUCAAUCAUAUCAUCAGAUACCAUGACGGCGCCGACAUCGCCAAAACAGCCAACAGUUUUUACCUCAAGCCAGCGACAAGCUAGUUCCGAAGUUCAGGGAGCACAGUUUAGUCCGAAUACGCAUGCCGUACAACCCAUGCAACUUACGCCACCUAUACAACCUGCGCAGCCAAUGCAAAUCAAAGAGGAGGAUACAACUUGUGACCUCCGGAAACCAAACCCCAUAGAAACUGGAAAAUUCUUCGAACAAAUGUCAAAUGAACUUGACUUGAAGCUGAAACAAGCGAUACAAGAAUUAGGCAACUUGUCAUCACAAAUAAAAAAGGCCAACUUGACCAAUUGCAUAUCCGAAAAUAAAGAUAUUGUGGUACCGAAGAUUGAACCCAAACUCUUGGAAAAAUCUGAAAUCAAAGAGGAAAUAAAGGAAGAAGUCGUCAUAAAAGAAGAAAAAGUAGAUGAUAUGGAAUUAGAAGAUGAAUCGGUAGACCCAUUGAGAGAACCGAGCAGUGAUCCGUUAGCUCUGGAUCCAACGAAAGAAGAUCCAACCGAUAGUAAGGAAGAUAGCGACUAUUGGUCUGCUAAGGAAGUUAACAUUGAAAGUGUGAUUAAAAAAGUUGAUGCUUUAUGUGAUGGAGAAGCGAAUGAUGCAGAAGAAGAGACACAGCACAGUCAAGAGUUGAAUAGCGAUUCUCAUGACACAAUCAAGAAUGAAACUGAUUGGUUCGAUUCUGAGCAGGCUGAAAUUGAAGAGAAAAAAGACAUGGCACAUGACGAACAAGACGAAGGUGUAGAAACUUGUGAAACAGAAUUGACAAAAGGAAGACGACUUAGAUCUAAAGUUCGUCGAGGAGGCAGUGGCCGUGGGGGUGUUACCACAAGACGUGGAGGUAGGACUUCAACUAAUGUACCUCAACGACGUGGUGGUAAAUCAUCCAGAGGAGGUAAGCAUCAUACUGAGAAGAAAUUACCAGCAGAUGUUUAUGAAUUCCACGAUGACAGUGAGGAAGACAAUGCUGGUCGCCCACGUUUAAUACUUACUAUUAAAUCACCAGGACCUAAUUCUACAGGACCUAAUGCACAACCUGCAACACCGGUUGCUGCUGUUAAAGAAGUACCGCCUGAGGAAUUUAUUUCACCUGCAGCAAAUACGCGCAAGUCAAGACGGCUGGCUGAGAAAGAUGGUAGUCGCAGUACAGUGGAUGAUGUUAUUGACGAAGUUAUCCGUGGCUCUGCUGUAAACAGAUCUAUUAUUGCAGGUGUUCAUGCAACUAGACGUAGUACUAGACACAACAAUGUUCCACGAGGUGCUCAACAAUUACAACCACAGCCAACCCCAACCGAGUCCCGUAAAUCACCUAGAGCAACUCGUAAGGCUACUACUCGCAGAGCUUCGGAAAAUAAUGAUGAUAGCAGCGAAGAAAAGAGUAAGGAAGUGCAAACAUUCCAGGACAUCCCGAUCAAACAGGAGACUCCCGUCAACGAAGAAAGUUCAAAAACUGUUACAGUACCAAGGGAAGUAUCGUUGCAGAAUCCAAAAUCUAGUUCACUGGAACCAAUGACACUAAUUGAUCCAGUGACGGGAGUGCUAACUCCAAUGCGGGAAUCUGAAGAAGGGCAAUACAUACCAGUGUCAACUGCAGCUGGAAUUGCGCAAAACGCUCGGGCUACAUCAGAAUCACAAGUUGCCGUCGUUGUGAGCUCUUCGAGUACACAGCAGGAGGCUAAGUCUCACACUAUUUCGUCGAAUCCAGCCCCAGCAACAGUGAAAUUGAAACCCGAAGUUAAUUUACCACCUGCCAUUGCAGAACCACCAACUUGUCAGCCGCAAUCGCAACCACAUGUGCAGACGAAGCCUCAACCAACUGUAAUAGCUACACCACAAUCUCCUGUUGUGCAAACACCGAUAUCAGUGGCAAAACCUAAGGCAGCUGCGUCACCCAGCAUCGUUGUGAGUCAGGCACCGACUACAACUGCGAGUCAGGUGAAAACACCUACCAGCCUUAAAGCUCACGUUUUGAACGCUAGCAAGCAUGUGAAUUCAAUUCCGCAACCGAUUAUCAGUAAACCAGCAGUGCCCAACCUUUCUAGCCAAACUAUUGUUCAAAACAUUGUAAAGCAACCUGCACAAGCGGUACCAGGCCUACAUUUACAAAUACCCGGCGGAAAAAUUCCUUCUGCAAGUCUUAGUCCACGUUUGAAGGUGCCUCAAAGUAAUGGAGCUAAUAUAAAACAAGGACAGCCAAUGUCCCCUGUGUUGAACUGCACCGCUGCACCUAAUCCCAAACAACAUUUGUUACAAGCGGUUAAACAGCAUUCUCCGACUAUCGUUAAUCUGCCACAAAAGUUGCCACUUAGUGUGCGUCCUAGUAAUGUUGUAACGGUCACCACGCAAAGAGUUCAUCAACCUCCGGCACAGCCUGCUACUUUAAAAUCAAUCGGAGGACAACAACAUCCGUUAAAUCCAAAAGCACAUUUGCUCCAAGUGGUGGGUCCUCCAAUAAUGACUGGGUCAGUAGCCAGUCCUCCGACACAGCCCCAUCUCAUUAGUUUGCAGCCAGUUGUAACUGGUGCAAGCUCUUCAAGAUCCGCAAUACCAAAAUCUCAGAUUUCUGUAGCAAUGGAACCACCAAAAGUGGAAGUAUCCAUAGGUGGCUGUAUAAUGGUCCCAACAGCAAGCUCACAAGGUCGCGGAGUACCAAUCCCAAACUAUGAAGCCUCAUUGCAUGGCGCGGGUACCACUCCGUCCCCAGGGAGUCAGUAUGGGCUAGGCCCACUUCGUCGCUCCCAGAGCCCCCCAUUGCCCCCACCUGCCCAUCAUCAUGCUAAUACUCCUCAGGGUGAAGUCGUCAACCACUACGGAGGAAUACCUCGCGGUGAUCUCCAAGCUCACUAUAUGCACCCACAAGUGCUGCAAUAUCAAUAUCUCCGUGCCCAACAAGAAGCACUAACAACUCCCCGCAUUGCUGCGUAUCAUGGACCAGGAACCAGAUCGGAAGAGCGUCGUUUAGGAAGGCGUUCACUGCGGACUACUCAGCUUCCUGUGGGAUCAGUUCCUCACGGAAUAGCACUUGAACUUGGCGUUUAUAUAUCGAAGAUCUCUCCUGGUAGUCUGGCUGCUAAGGAAGGAAACCUGGCCGUUGGUGAUCGUGUGCUGAAUAUCAAUAGUAAGCCAAUGGACAGAUUAAAUUCAGCGCAUGAAGCAAUGGCAAUUUUAAAUGACAAUUCUACAGACGUGCUGACAAUUACGACACUAAAAGGAAUACCUUUACCUCCGAGUAACACUAAAUCUAUUUCCUCUGACAGUAAUUUUAGUCCAGAGAAGCAUAAAAUGGUAAAUAGCUUUUCGCAAACUGAACAGGAGAGGUUAAUGUUAAAAACGACUCCUGAAGAUUAUGAUAGACGCUACGUAACAUCAAAUUUCGGUAGUGUGUAUAAAGUGUCAAAAUCAACGAAUGGAGAUAAAUCAAGCGGUAUUAGUAAUGCUUGGGAUAAUAUCAGGGAAAAAAUCGAUAUCGUCAGAGGUCGUAGGCAUAGCAAAGAUAGGGAAGAAAAAAAGAAGAGACAUCGCAAUUCUAGUCCAAAUACUUUUGAACAGGAACAAGAUGCUAUAGCAGAGCUUGAUUCUGUGAUAGAGAGCUAUCAUAAAAAAGCUAAUAAUGGUGUUUUAAAACGAAGUAAACGAAGAGGAGAAAAAUUAGAAAAAAAUGGUGGUACUUGGCCAAAGGCUAGAGGCGGUCCUCAAAUACAGAAUGGGACAGGUACUAUACUCCAUCCACGGAAAACCAAAGAAAGACUUCCAUUGAGCGUACUUUUAAAUCAUCCUCCGAAAUAUGAGAGCUACAAUUAUAAUCGCAACUCUAAUCCCAUCCCUGCAGCAACAUUUUCAAACGUUAGCAACAGGCAUACCGUCUACAAAGCAGUUGAAAGUCCAUUACCUAAUUUCAGUAAAUCUGGUAAGCUUUUCAGUCAGAAAUCGUUUUCACCUGCUGUACAGUUCAAGGAUAUAGAUAAGAAGUCUGUAAACGAAUUUGAGGUGAAUGAAAAUCGUUUAAGUGCUGCUCUUGCUCCGUCUGAAACGAGCAUCGAUUUUUCCGUAAAAUCAUGCAAUAUUGGAAAAGAACUGGAUUACUAUACCAAGAAAAAAGCCCAGAAAUAUCUAAGCAACGACAAUCAGAUGGAUGCUAUGCAACACAAUAGAGUACACUCGCAACUUUACAGUCUAGGCUCGGCUUCGUCUGGGCCACGACAGCUAGCGGCUAAUUUCUCGUUCCCCCCCUACACUCAUUCCCAUCCCCAUCCUCAUCAGCAAAAUUCCUUACCUUCCAGGUACCCUUCACCCCCAUCUUUACCAUCUGCACAGUCCGGAGAGUCUAUAGGUCUUCCUGAUCCGAGAUCGUAUUGUUUCGAGCCUCCUUAUAGCCCAUCAACACAACCGGGGUUUGGGCAUUUGCACACCCCAUCCAUGGAUCUGCACUAUCACAAGCCUCGUCCUCAUCCUAUAACCACUGCUUACGACGUACCGGCGUAUACUCAUGGGUACGAAGGAGGAACCUUUCCUCGGAAGAAGGAGAAUCAAAGAUUUCGCAUUCCAUCCAAUCCCAGCGUGACAUCAAAGAGUAGCGUUGGCAAACUAUCUACUGGAAGCAUAGAACGAACCUCCGACAGAGGCAGUCCAAUGCCUACGUUUCACGUCGAAGUUCUAAGCCCUGGGACAGGAACUACCAGAGGGGAUAACAAGCGUGCCAGUAUGCCAGAAUAUUGUUAUGCACAACCCAGACCAGCACCAGGAGAAUUACGACGUGUUCACAUUGAUAAAUCUGUCGAGCCAUUGGGUAUUCAAAUAUCCUGUUUAGAGAGCGGUGGUGUAUUUGUGUCAACAGUAAGCGAGCACAGUUUAGCUUCACAAGUUGGACUGCAAAUUGGAGACCAGCUGCUGGAGGUCUGUGGCAUUAACAUGAGGAGCGCUACUUACCAGCUUGCAGCAAAUGUAUUACGACAGUGUGGUAAUUCUAUUACUAUGCUGGUACAAUACAGUCCAGAUAAAUACAACGAAUUGGAAGGCUCGGCAUCUUCUAGUUCUUCGGAAGCUGGUGGAGAAGAAGAAGCGAGUAGAAGUGGUUCACCAACACCUUGUAACAGUCCUGAAGCUUCACGUAAGGUAGCUCAAAGCUUGGAUUCAUCUGAACCUGAGCGAGAUGCUUCAUCUUUGAGCGUAAUGAGAGGAGACAGAGAAGCUAGAAAUUCGGCAUCCCUAGAUAUAAGGAGUACUCAAGACAGAGAACGAGAUAUCAGAAAUUCAGCAUCGCUUGAUAUCAAUGUGCGGAAUCCAGAACUUCGAAAUUCUACUGCGCUAGAUCUCAGAAAUAGUACAGCAUUAGAUAGCAUUAGAAAUUCUGCAACAAUGGAGACCUUGAGAAGUGGUAACAACACUUUGACUCGCGCGCAAAUAAAUCAAGCAGUUACGACGUUGCAGCGUCAAAAUGCUACUGUCCGAAGUCCGACACAAGAUGAGCAAAGUAGACAGAGUCCACCGCCUGGGGAGCCUAGGUAUCUCUUCAUAGAAACUCGAAAAUGUUCUAAUCUCGGCAUUUCCCUUGUUGGAGGUAACAGCGUUGGUAUUUUUGUAAAUUCUGUGCAACCUGGGUGUCUGGCGGAAGGUGCUGGGUUGCGAACCGGUGAUCGUAUUCUUGAAUAUAAUGGAGCUGACCUGCGACAAGCUACUGCCGAACAGGCUGCUUUAGAGCUUGCAAGGCCAGCAGACAAAGUCACGUUAAUAGCACAACACUUACCUGAUCAUUACAAAGAAGUUAAGGACAAGCCAGGUGAUAGUUUCUAUAUACGAGCAAUGUUUGACAGAGUGGGAGAGCUCGGUAAUAACUUGCAACUGCGAUUCAACAAAGAUGAUGUUCUAUAUGUCGAUAAUACCAUGUUUAAUGGUACACCAGGAUAUUGGAGAGCUUGGCUAGUAGAUCAAGCAGGACGACGCCAACAAUGUGGUAUUAUUCCCAGUAGGUUCAAAGUUGAAGAAGAAUUAUUGUUACGACGAUCCUUGGGUGAUUUGGAGACAGAUGCUGGCAGGCGAGGUACAACUAGUGCUAGACGUAGUUUUUUCCGUCGUAAAAAGCAUCAGCGAUCGUCUAGCAGAGACAGCAAAGAACUUUCCCAACUUACUGGAGUGAACCUCGGGUGGUAUAGCGAUAGUGGUACUCUUAACGAAGAAAACAUACCAGCCACCUACCAGCGUGUGGAACGACUCGAUUAUCCUACUUUGAGACCGGUGUUAAUAAUCGGCCCAUUGAGCGAGUGUGUAGCAACAAAACUCCUGCAAGAGUUUCCUCGAGAGUUUAUCAGAUGUUUGCCAGAAGCUAUGCACUGCUCACAGGUUACAUUAGAGCAGCACUUGCGUGAUUCACUAUACGUUGACUACAGAAAGAAAGGCAGCUAUUUUGAGUGCACCACUGUCCAGGCAGUUAAGGAAAUUUGUGAAAAGAAUUCACACUGCAUCUUAGAUAUAUCUAUUGCUUCUAUUGAACGAUUACAUAGACACCAGAUAUAUCCGAUAGUUUUGCUAAUCAAGUUUAAGAGCACAAAACAAAUAAAGGAAGUUAAGGAUUCCAGGUAUCCAAGUGAUAAAGUUAGUGCAAAGGCGGCUAAAGAGAUGUAUGAAAAUGCUCUCAAACUGGAGGCGGAAUAUAAACACUAUAUUUCCGCUGUGAUACCAGCUGGCGUAAAUGUGGCAUACAUAUGCACGCAAGUGAAGGCAGCAGUGGAUGAUGAGCAAAGCAAAGCGUUGUGGGUCGCCCGUGGACCACCUUGACAGCAGCGAGGGGGGUCCCAUAAGCCACAAUGGAAAUCGAUCUAACUGCUUGACAGGGCUCUCAUAAAAAAUAUAGGUAUAGAAGAGUGUCACGAAACAUGGUUCAUCAUGCUUUAAUAAAUCGACCACAAAAAGAGGGUAGAAGUAAAAAAAUUCGAUGUCAACUGUUUGGGUCCAUGCAUCGAGUAAGAUCAAGUUCUGCAUUUUGGUUUCGGCUGCUAUAUGCUAAGCAUAAUUUUUAAAUGAGACACGGUGUUGCCUUGAUGUACUGAUGUGGAGGUAGGAUUAAUGCCACCUUGAAGCUCUGGUUGUGACUAGCUAUAGGCAUUAAAUAAUUACACGUUCUUAUUUUAAAACCUUGGUAGUACCCGGGUAAGUUAUUUUCAAACAAUAGCUAAUCACUUUCUUGGUAAUUGACAUCUUUGGAAUAUUUUAAGCUGGCAUAUGAUAAUCUUCGAUCCACAGUGCAUGUAAUAUCAUGUUAUAAUAUGUAUAGUACUUGAGGUUAUAAUAUAUAAUGUAAAAAUUAAAUCGGCCAAGUAUUCGAAAAUAUACAAUAGGUAUAUACAGAAAGAAAUUGAACAAUUCAUAAUUGUUGCUAGAUUACAUGAACUUAAAUUGGAACAGAUUAUUAAUAGCAAAUAAAACCAAAUGUCUGGUCGUAUAGUGUCAAUUAAAAAAAUUAGAAAUUUCUAAGCGCUUAAGUCACAAUACACAAUGGAAUUGGUAGAGAAGGAAAUACACAAACAGGAAUUAAUCUUUAUACAGCAGUUCCUGAUUCUAAUUUGUAAAUAUAACAUGGGAAAAUAAGUAUUUCUACAAACAAAAAGCAACACAAUUAACUUUUAAUAAUAAUUUAUAGCAAUUACGGUGAGGUGUAUUAUUUUGUAAGUUGCAUAAUUCGAUCAAUUAAAUGUUUGGCAUAAGGUAGAUUUUCCAAUUGCUGAAACUUAUUUCUCUAAGUUACUCUUUCAAUCAUUCAAGAUAAAAUUUUAAAUUCAACAAUUUCUUCCUGUAUAGGCUUUCAACUAUUACUUGUCUAAUUGAAAAUUUCAUAGUUUUUAUUUAUAACUGGUAACCUUGAAAAAUGAAAGGCUCAGUAAUUGGAAAAGCUACCUUACGUGGCAAAUGUGGUAUUGAAUUGUAUAGAAACAGACGAUUUUGUAAUUAUUUAGAAAUCACAACGAGAUGAUUUUCAAUGGAUUUCAUCACUUCUUUUUUUUUGGAGUUGAGCUAGUUGUACUGGAAAUAUUGUCAUAAGUUGCUUCAUGUUUCAAGUGCAACUAAAUAUUUUCAAAAUUGUAUUAUUUAUUGUACUGAGAACGAUAUCGAGCUUAUUGUACUAACCACAUGAAGAUCUAAGUGGCACGAUCUAGCUUUAACCAAUUAUUAAUUUUUUUUUUAUGCCAUCUUAUGUUCUUGAGCCCGUUAAUUAUUAUUAUUAGCUGUGGACUUCUCAAAUCGUAUGAGUUGAGAAUAAGAUUUAUUCGGUCUCUAUUGGUUUUUCGUGAUCGUUUUUUUGCUUUUUUGCUUUUACGUUUUCUUGUAAAAUUAAGUUUUCUAAUCGGACAAUAUUUAGGCAUAAGUUUACGCAGACCAAAAAUUACAAGAAUAUAAUAAUUAAUAAGGGUACGAUUAAUCUUGUUUCCAUUGGCAGUUGGCAAUGAUUUAUAAAGUGAUAUUUAGUGGAGCCACAAUACUACUUUAACGUAGCCAAAAUGAUCUUAAAUAGUGACAUUAGGAACAAAGAACAAAUUACUGGCAUAUGUUUUAAAUAUUAUAUUUGCUAUGUGAUUUUACAAAGGCUUGCUUGAAUAUUUGUCUGUGUUUGAACGAAUUUCUGUAAUUUUACUACUGGAAAACUGAAGAUGAUGCAACCAGGUCAUUUAUUGAAUACUGGUCACUACUGGUCAUUACUGGCUACUACCGGCCUCAAGUAAAAUCGACUGCGUCUGUCGCACUCGUAUGUAUGAAUGAUAUUUUACCACUUCAGUUUUCAGAAAAAUUUCUUCUUAACAUUGGUUCGUAUGAUAUUGAGGGUCACUGGAAAUUCUACAGUAUUUAGUAGUUAGUUCUAAUACGUCACAUUUCAAGCAAGUCCGAUACUAAAUAUAAAAAUAAGCAAUCGUAAAGUUUAGAAACUUGACAGCUCAAUAAUAGUGAUUGUAAUGAUACAAUCACAGUUUUGCAGAUACUGCGUUAACAACAUAUCAUUGUAACAAUGUUCACUUAUACAUAUGACACGAAUGUUUUAGACAAUCUGUAUCCAAUCAUACAUUUAGACGUACAUACAUAAACUACAGUAGACAAAGACAUAUACAUUGAAAUAGCGUUAAUAGUAAUAUACCUAAUAAAAUAAUAUUACAUUCACAUAGGUAGUUGCACUUUGCACUCACAAUAAGAUGACUAGAAUUCAUUGAAGCAUUGCUGGUGAUAUAUUGUAGCUAAAGGGGCUGAUGGCAUUGACUUUGUCGUAGAAAUCUCAAAUAGUUCAUCAGACUGUCUUUGAAUUUCUGUCACUCAAGUCAUGCCUGGUCUUGAGUAGUAUUCUAUUUUUACGAAUUUAACAUCUCUGUGUUACUUGACUAUUACGCAGAUACUUUUCUUCUUCCGAUAAUAUUGUCUAUGAUAAUUUCCCUUGUCAUCUUCGAUUGUUGUAAUUAUUUCUUGUCCGUUUAAUCUUAGAUUGCAACUUUUAAUACUUUAAACAUCGAUGCCUAAAGGCAAUUAGAAUAUCGAGAUCAAUUAUUACAAAUUAAUCACGGGCUAGUAAAAGUUUUAUUUUCUAUUGUUGGCACAUCAAUUUUCUCAAUGAGGGGGAAGCAAAAAUAUCAAAAUUUAUUAAACAAAUUGUAUACCGUUGUAAAAUUUUUCAUAUCUUAUUUACUUACGUAACUAUUCACAAUAACGAGAAAAUAAUUCAACGAAUAUUAUUUAAAGGUGGUAUGUACCGAGUUUUAAUUUGGAUAUCACAUUUUUAACCAAGAAAUUAGUAUUAAAUUAUGGAAUAUGCGAAAUGGCCGAAAAAAAAUAUCCAAUUAUCACUUACAAAGUCCUCCCAUACUUGAAUUAAAGAAAGGCACGCAUGAUUUAUUAAUUUCACAUCGAAUGUUGAUCGGCAUGUGGUUUGUGAUGUGUCAGUUUUUUUUAUUCAUAACUUCAUUUAAAAGAACUCUUUGAUUAAAAGAUAAGUCCAUACGAUUUUUAUGUGUUCUACUUGGUGCUUUUGAAAUGUUCGUCACCGAUUACAAUAUUCAUUAUUGUGCCUUGGUACUGAUAGUGAUGUAUAAAUCGCCAAUCGAAUGUAUUAUAAAUAAUAUAUUUUAACUUUUGGUGCCCUGUGAUUAAUGAUAUAUUGUAGCAUUCUGUAAUAUUUGCAAUGGUGAAGUGUUUUUAGCUUAAAAAGUUUACAGCAAUCUGAUUCAAUUUCAAAAUGCAGAAACUAUCAACUCCUGAAUAUUGAAAUGAGCUUCAAUCUGAUUAUUCAGUUUAUACCAUAAAAUUGGCUACAUAGCUACUCCACUCAGUGCAUUAUACAAUUGAAUAUACUUGUGACAACUAGACAACUUCACUAACAUUUUUUGCUAGUUAUUUCAUCGUGCAAUUGAUUAGAAUGAAGUGUCAUUUCAUAGCAAUAACAGUAGGUUUUACCCGUAAGAUUGAGAAGAUCAAUGAAUUAAAGAAUGGUAUUCUACUGAAAGUGAUGGUAUUGUUGAAUUUGCCAAACGUAUGAUUCAUUCGUAAAGCGUUUCAAAGAAAAAAGAACUGGCUGCUCAAGUAUAGCACUGUCUAGAGUAGUAUAUAUACGAUCUUCUUACUCAAAAAGUGAGCCAAUGUUGUUCAGCAGUCACUAAUAUUGUUGUGUUCCUAUAAUGUGCUCUUCUUGUAAUUUGUAUACAUAAUACACAUAAUAUUCAAUUAGGCUGUCUCAGUGCAUUCAUAAUAAUAUAUUAUAUUAUCCGAACAUGGGUGAUAUGUUUGUGGAGCAAUUAUAUGAUAUAGAUUAGAGCAGUCCACUUUUCACUGCAAUGCAAUUCAAUGUGAAUUAAUUAAAUCUUACUAUAUUAUAUACCACACUAUAUGCUAAGAGACUAUGAGAGAAUUUGAGAUGAAUUUUUCGACAUUUUUUCCUGCAAUGGUUUUGAUACCAAAUGUUUUAGCACGUAUUUAUAAAUAUUUAUAUUUAUACACAGCUUCUUUACAUAAUAUAUAUUUGACAUUGAUUCUUAUACAGUAGUUGUAGGUAAUGUUGUUGAAUAUGGAGGUUGUUUUUGAGCAAUUUCUGCUCUAACUGGAUGCCCAAUAAAAAUACUAACGUUUAACGUUUAUCAUUGUUUAAUUUGUUUUUUUUUUACAAUGCAGCAUUUAUAACUCGUCUAAUGAAAUUAAAUACAAUGAAAAUUACAAAUAAAUCAUUAUGUAACAAAUGGCGGAUACUCGCUGGCCAAUGUUUAAACAUAUAGAAUAUUAAUAUCAGGUAAAAUCUGCAUUUUUACUUUUCAUUGAUAAAGCGACGACUAUGAGCCGUUUGUGUUUCGGUACCUUAUAACAUACGGAAUUUGAAUCUACGAUGAUUUUUUUUUUUUUGUAAAAAAUUCAAAUAUUUGAAUAUUUAUGGAAUACUGUUAUGACAAUAGGCAGCUUUAGUUCGUAAUAUUAUUGUUAUUAUAUAUUAUCCAUUAAGUUAAGGAAUAUGGUGUAUAUAUAUUCAUAAUUUAAACAAUAAAAUCAAAGUAAUGAAUUAACAAGAAAUGGAUUAACGAUUACAAUCAUGAGCGUUUUCAAAUACGCACAUAGUUUCCGAUUUGCCAAUUGGUGUUGUAAUCGCAUGUGUAAUGGUAUAAGGUUUUGAGCGCUAUCACACGCUGUUCAUGGGAA